Molecule: messenger RNA, 5619 nt
Organism: Otolemur garnettii (small-eared galago)
Lineage: Eukaryota; Metazoa; Chordata; Mammalia; Primates; Galagidae
Gene: ZNF512B
Product: zinc finger protein 512B
Exons: 17
Coding region: 53-2713 (886 amino acids)
Molecular function (GO): zinc ion binding
Source: RefSeq, a predicted model, not a curated record
CCCGGCCGCAGCCCCGCUGCGCGCCGCAGGUCUGUCCACUUGUUCUGAAGCGAUGACAGAUCCCUUCUGCAUUGGAGGAGGCCGCCGGCUCCAGGGGUCCAGCAGGGGUGGACCCACCAAGGAUGGUGGCCGGAAGGAAGUCCGACUUCCUCUGCUGCAUGACCCACCAAAGCUGGGGAUGCCCAUGGUCCGCGGUGGACAAACAGUUCCUGGCCAAGCCCCGCUCUGCUUUGACUCUGGAAGUCCAGCCAGUGACAAGAUGGAAGGGAAGAAAAAGGGGCGUCCAAAAGCUGAGAACCAGGCCCUCCGAGACAUUCCUCUCUCCCUGAUGAACCAGUGGAAAGAUGAAUUCAAGGCCCACUCGAGGGUGAAGUGUCCAAAUUCGGGGUGCUGGCUGGAGUUCCCCAGCAUCUACGGGCUCAAGUACCAUUACCAGCGGUGCCAAGGGGGUGCCAUCUCAGAUAGGCUGGCCUUCCCCUGCCCCUUCUGUGAGGCUGCGUUCACCUCCAAGACCCAGCUGGAGAAACACCGGAUUUGGAACCACAUGGACUGCCCCCUGCCUGCCCCCAAGCCGGGGCCAGUCAGCCGGCCGGUCACCAUCGGCCGGCCUGUUGGGGUCAGCAAGCCCAUUGGAGUGAGCAAGCCUGUGUCUAUUGGCAAACCCGUGGGUGUCAGCAAACCCAUUGGCAUCAGCAAGCCUGUCACAGCUAGUCGGCCCGUGCCAGUCACCAAACCAGUCACAGUUAGCAGGCCUAUACCAGUCACCAAGGCCAUGCCAGUUGCUAGGCCUGUGCCAGUCACCAAGCCCAUACCAGUUACCAAGUCUGUGCCAGUCACCAAACCUGUGCCAGUCACCAAAUCCAUUCCAGUCACAAAACUUGUGACAGUCACCAAACCUGUGCCAGUCACCAAGCCAGUGACGGUCAGCAGGCCCAUUGUGGUCACCAAGCCAGUGACGGUCAGCAGGCCCAUUGCCAUCAGCAGACACACACCACCCUGCAAAGUGGUGCUGCUGACUAAGUCUGAAAACAAAGCACCUCGAGCCACAGGGAGGACCAGCAGUAAGAAAAGGGCUGCGGACAGCCUGAACACUUGCCCUAUCCCGCCCAAGCAGGCGAGGCCAGAGAAUGGGGAGUACGGCCCGUCCACUAUGGGUCAGAGCGCAGCCUCCCAGCUGAGUGCAGAGCAUGGCAAUGGCUCCUUGUUGCUGGGCAGUAGGUCCUUGGCCAGCAAGGAAGCACUGCGGAUGGCAGGCCCUGUGUCCCCGCCUGAGGAAGAUCCGGAACGCACGAGGCACAGAAGGAAACAGAAAACACCCAAGAAGUUUACAGGGGAGCAGCCAUCCAUUUCAGGGACUUUUGGGCUCAAAGGCCUGGUCAAAGCCGAGGACAAGGCCCGAGUUCACCGCUCCAAGAAACAGGAGGGGCCUGGCCCUGAGGACAUUCGGAAGAAAGUGCCAGCCCCUAUCACUGUCAGCAAGGAGGCACCAGCCCCCAUGGCCCACCCAGCCAUAGGUGGCCCUGAGGAACAGUGGCAGCGGGCCAUCCACGAACGAGGGGAGGCUAUCUGCCCCACCUGCAGUGUGGUCACUCGGAAGACCCUCGUGGGACUCAAGAAGCACAUGGAGGUGUGUCAGAAGCUGCAGGAUGCACUGAAGUGCCAGCACUGCCGGAAGCAGUUCAAGUCCAAAGCUGGUCUCAACUACCACACCAUGGCCGAGCACAGUGCCAAGCCCUCUGAUGCCGAGGCUUCCGAGGGGGGUGAGCAGGAGGAACGAGAGCGGCUGCGAAAGGUACUGAAGCAGAUGGGACGACUACGCUGCCCCCAGGAGGGCUGCGGUGCUGCCUUCUCCAGCCUCAUGGGCUACCAGUACCACCAGCGGCGCUGUGGGAAACCGCCCUGCGAGGUGGAUAGCCCCUCUUUCCCUUGCACCCACUGUGACAAGACCUACCGCUCCAAGGCUGGCCAUGACUACCAUAUGCGCUCGGAGCACACAGCCCCGCCCCCCGAGGACCCCAUACACAAGCCACCUGAGGCCGAGGACCUACUGGGUGUGGAGCGGACCCCAAGCGGUCGCAUCCGCCGCACGUCGGCCCAGGUUGCCGUGUUCCAUCUGCAAGAGAUUGCAGAGGAUGAGCUGGCCCGAGACUGGACCAAGCGGCGCAUGAAGGAUGACCUCGUGCCCGAAACUGCACGGCUCAACUACACGCGGCCAGGCCUCCCCACGCUGAACCCCCAGCUGCUGGAGGCAUGGAAGAGUGAAGUGAAGGAGAAGGGCCACGUCAACUGCCCCAACGACUGCUGUGAAGCCAUCUACUCCAGUGUGUCUGGACUUAAGGCCCAUCUCGCCAGCUGCAGCAAGGGGGACCACCUGGUGGGCAAGUACCGAUGCCUGCUGUGUCCAAAGGAAUUCAGCUCUGAAAGUGGUGUCAAAUACCACAUCCUGAAGACCCAUGCGGAGAACUGGUUCCGUACCUCAGCAGACCCACCUCCCAAACACCGGAGCCAGGACUCGUUGGUGCCCAAGAAGGAAAAGAAGAAAAACCUGGCAGGCGGGAAGAAGCGGGGCCGCAAGCCCAAAGAGCGGGCCCCUGAAGAGCCAAUGCCCAAGCUGUCCCCCCGCCGGGAUGACUGGCCACUGGGAUGCAGAGACAAGGGGCCCCGGGGCUCCACUGGCCGGAAGGGGGGAGCUGGAAAAACACCUGAAAAGUGAGCUUGGUGGCUGGGGCCCAGCCCCCUGCCCACUCUAUUCAGGGCAGGGGGGCUGGCUCUAGGACCUGCUGCCCUCCAGUCCUCCAUCCCUGCCCUGCCUGUUUAGCCAGCCAGUGGGAUAGCCAGCCACUCACCACACCCUGCAGGUACCCUCACUCUGGUCAGGCUGCCACAGGGCAUUCCUGGGUUGGGACCCGGGAAGAGCAGAAGUGCAAUAGCCAGGAAAGUCAGCCCUCUGUGGGAGAAUCUGUUGGCUGCGUGGAGCAGCCACAUGGCCUUCAGGCCCCAGUCUCUACUUUGUCAGGACCGGCUGGAUCCCCACCCUGGCUCCCCUCAGGCUUGGGCCUCCCUGAUGACCCAGGCUCUUGGCUGAUGAGGGCACCUGCAUAGCCCUGGCUGCCCCUUGGGCCUCACCUCCACCCAACACUGGAAUCUGGCCCCCCUCAGCUACCUCCCAGGACAGACCCCGUCCGACCACUGCCGUGCCGACCUGACAAGCACCUGUCCUCCCUGGCCCACCCACUUCUGGUUUUGCUUCUGUGCUCUACCUCUCCAGGCCUGUCCCUGGCCCCUCACUCCUACAUCCCUCACCCUUACUCUGUCAUGGCGUCCUGCUGAGCCAUGCCCAGCCUCUUGGGCCUGUGUUUGUGCUCCCAGUCUGGGAGAGAGUGGCAGGAGCAGGGGUUUGAGGACCCUGGACACAGCUGCUAGCCCUGGGGGUGAGGCCCCUGUGUGUGCUCCGCCUCCAACCUGCAGCUUUUUGACAGUGGCCCCCGGCCAGGGCAGCCUAAUGGGGCAGAGGCAGACUAGUUUGGGUUCUGGGGUCUACCUGCGCCCAUGGGCAGGAAGCUGCAUAGAAGUAGCCUGGCUCUCAGCUGCUGUCUGGCCACUGGGAGGUGGCGACCUUCCCUCUUCUGGUCUGUUCGGCCUCAGCUUCCUUGGGAGCCCCCUUUUCCCUUCUCUCAACCUGCUCCUUUGUGUGUGGUUGUGUGUCACUUGGUACAGGAGCCAGCCAGGGCAGGGGAUUUGGCCGAGGUCACAGUAAUGGGUGGUGCUCCAGGGCUCUGUUUUUGCUCCUGUGGGCCCAUGAGGAUUGUGGGGUCUGCAGGUUGGACACUGGACAGGCAAGGAGUCUGGGGACCUGGAGGAGGUGGCUACACAGCCUCUGGGACCCUCCCAGGUUCCCACCUUUCCCAUGGUGUUGCAGGGAGGAGGGUCCCUGGAGGGUGGGUUUGGAUGGAGGCCGUUUUCCAGGGGGUAAGCUGAAGACUCAAUCUUGCCAAUCCUGGACGAUGUGAAUUUUGAUAUUUGCCUGUGUGCGUGUCUCCUGGGUGUAGUGGAUGCCAGUCUUGUUGCUGUGACAAGUAACAACCUUUUUUUAAAUUCUGUUUUUUAUACAAAAACUCACAACAAUCUGUCACUUUGGUGCUAAGGGUUUCCUGGUGCCGAUGGUGGGUCUUGGGGCCGGUGGCCUCUGGGGCUAGGGCCUGUGCUGCUCAGAGAGGCAGUAAUGGCUGGCCACUUCUCUGCCCCACCCCCCACCCCAGGAAGAAGGGGCCCCCACUGGGCUCAGCUGCCCUUGACCUACAGUGGGGAGACACUUUCAGGGGAGAUCUGUAGCUGGGGACACAGCACACAUCCUGUGCCUGGUUUCUUUAGCUAGAAGGUGCUGACCAUCAGUUGCCCUGGCCUGGUGUGCUAGGGAAGAAACGUGGCGACCUGGACUCCCCUCAUUCACACGGUCUGGGCAGAGGUGGGGUGACAGUGGCAGAGGCCAAAGGGUAGGUUUGGGGCAGGAGGGCCUUCCUGUGUUCUGGAGCUUCAGUGCAGUCUGCCCCAGGCAGCUCUGCAGGGGCAGCCUCAGAAGGGUGUGGGGGAGGGGCAGGCACUGGGCUGGAGCUUAGGUGCACUUUGGGCUUGUCACCAGUGGUGGGGCAGGUUGGACCCCAAUGCCUCUUAAGGAUGUGGCUGCAUGCCCCAGCCUCUCAGGUACUUGGCCCUGGGGGAUAGGGGAAAGGGGUCUGGUUUUUGUUGGGGGAUGAGUUUCCAGGACACUUCUGAAAGCCCACAGAUAGCCCUGGUGUGGGAAGGGGGUCCUGGAUAGCUUGAUGUUUAGCACUUUAACCCCCUUUUUUGUGUUUAAGUAUGGGGCUGCUGCCAAAUGUGGCCAUUGAGUCUAAGCACCCCUCCUUUCCCCUGGUGCUGGCAGGUCUCUGGGGCUCUGCUCCGAAGAGGGUAGGGGCUCCAAUGGGGUCAGAUCUGCCCACCUCUGGCCCACAUGUGGCCGGGUGAGCACCUUGGGUGCCUCAGAGGGACCAGCAUGGUAGACCUUGGGGUGUGGUCGGUAUGGGCUGAGAGCCCUCUGCUGAUCUACCUCUGGUUCAGCGCACCCCCCCCCCCAAACAGGAAAGUGCCCAGAAGGGCUGACUCAAGAAGCUGUCACUUCACGUAAACUAGGAUGCACUUUAUUUGCUGAUGCAAAGGCAGAUGAGGGGGCCUCCUGUGUGCCCUUCAGCCCUCCUGUAUGGUGGUGCUGGACCAGAUAGGGAGGGGAGGGCUGUUUCCCUGCACCCUGCCCUGGCCCAAGGCAGCCUAAGCUGGGAAGGCCAGUAGGUCACACCCUUGGGGUUUCUUGGUUUGGGUUUUUAAUUCCAGUUCUCCAUACAUAAGUGCAUUUCGAAAGAGAGGCUCCAACUGUCACUUGUAACCAUAUAUAUACAUAUAUAUUCUAUCUACAAAGUGUUUAUUUGCAAGAUGUUGGACGGUGAGCUCAGUCCCACCUGCCCUGUGACCAUCUGUCCCAGUCCACUCCCCACCCCGCCCCAGGCCCCGAGUGGCACGGGACGGCCGUCACUGUAUGUAUUAAAGAUGACUGUAUCAAAUAAAUGUUUAUUGAUUUUUUUUUGA